Messenger RNA from Verticillium alfalfae VaMs.102, 1971 nucleotides. Its product is annotated as HET domain-containing protein. The coding region runs from base 1 to 1971 and encodes 656 amino acids. NCBI's taxonomy places the organism in Eukaryota, Fungi, Ascomycota, Sordariomycetes, Glomerellales, Plectosphaerellaceae. The transcript has 2 exons. The record is from RefSeq and is a predicted model, not a curated record.
AUGUCAAUCGAUGUAUUCCAGGAACGUGAUCCGAUUGCGGCAUACCAAGUCAUGGUCCAGGCCCAGGAAGGAUUCACAGAUAGAGAGCUCCAGGAUGCACUCAACGGAACAGGCGAGCUUAUACACACCUGCGUCACGUUGGAGGGAGACGGGGUGGGAGAUCCGGUUAUCUGGAUCGUUGUAAGGGCGUACCUCUGGUCAUUCUGGCAGCGUGCGAGGUUGCUGUACCUCAGUUGCUUUCUCUUGCAGUCCAUGAACCGAGGAUUUGACCAUGAUUCCGAGAGCGCCUACUGGAGUAGGAACUUCCAGGUUUCUCCUGGCCUGUCACUGCGGGCAUUCACCGAAGAGACUGCGGCGCUGAAGAAGCGACCCAACAUGUGUGGAUGGAUGUUUGAGCUUCUUCGUGGCGACCCAAAAUGCACCGGCCUGGACUUCGACCUCCUUCAUCAUCGCUUCAGCGAGGCCUUCAGAGACAAGACACCCCGGUGUCGCGCCGAUCGGGAGGCAGCUUGCUCCGGUAAUACUUGGCGAGAUUGCCUUCGUUUCGACCGUACAGAGUCAGCAAACCAGACGGCGCACGAUCAGACAACACAACACACUCCUGACAAUGAAGAAAGACUCGUAUGGAAUGAAACAUCAUACCUCAGUGUUGACGGCGCUCGGGCUGUCUCUAUUGAGCUUACUGAUCAAGAGUUGAAGUAUUGCGAAGCAUCAAAUCGAACCAUGGCUAUAUCGCAUGUUUGGAGCCAUGGUCAGGGCGGCCGUCCAGACGUCGGCAUCCACAGAUGUCUUCAUGAUCGAUACGUGAGGCUAGCCAAAUCUCUCGGAUGCGACAGCUACUGGAUCGAUUCGGCGUGCAUUCCUUCUGAUGAUGAGCUGAGGCGAGAAGCCAUUCGCUACAUCAAUGAUGUCUUCUACAAAAGCAAGUGCGUCUUGGUUUGCGACAAGGAUGUUAUGGAUCUUGACGCAAGUGACCUGACGACAGCACGCCAAGAAAGCCUCGUAGCAGCUGUCCUGUUCUGUGACUGGAACAUUAGGGCGUGGACUAUGCUCGAAGCUCUGAAGGGUCGUGGUCAUAUCAGUAUUCUGUGCAAGGAUAAUCGCAUCAUCGAAUUUGGAGAUGUCCUGAGGCACGUGUGCGAUUACGGCCGGAUCGAUCUCGCAGUAUUCUCUCUCCUGCUCCCGCACACUAUUCCGUGGCGGAAGGAAGGCAUGCAGAAGCUCAAGUCAGAUGUCUUUGCCAAUGACAUACACCUGGAGAUUGUGGGUUCCUGGCUGAGUCACAGGCCUGCGAGUCGCAAGUAUGAUGACGUUGUCAUCUGGAGUUUGUGUUUGGGCCAGCAAAGCCAGAGAGCGAGGCACCCGGAUCAAUUGUGGGAGAAGCAAAGCCAAAUCCGUACGGGUUUCCUGAUGUCCAGCGCCCCAAGACUGUCGACACCCGGCAGGAGCUGGGCUCCCAGCACAACGUUCGCUUUUUCCGACGACGUGAAUGAGAAUGUCAAGGGCGUCCACCGUCCCUUUGACAGCAGUUUCACAGCCAUCGCCACAGUUGAACCGGAGGGGAUUUGGGCCAGGUGGUGGGUGCACGAAAUCGAACAAGGCCGUCUAUCCAAGCUGCUGGGUUACUACAAAGACAGCGUCGCGACAGAAGGAGAGCGUAGAACGAGGCGAGAACUGGGUCAUGUCCGCAAGGUGCUCAAUCUUCACGGCCGUUACCUUGCCCUAUUGAGGCCGAUGUACCUCAGCGUUGGCACUCGUUUUGACGGUGUCCAACAAACACAGAGCUACGCGAAGUCAGGCGUUUUGCUAGCUGUGUGUGAGUCUGAAAAGAAGGAGGAGAAGGCAGAGCCAGGCAACUAUCGGUUGAGAAACACGCCGUCGUGGAAGUGGAUCUGGCGAGGUGUCUAUGAGUGGCCAUCUGAUGUUGACCUACCAGAGUUCACUUUGCACCAUGGGCUGUGGAUUGCCUAA